This is a messenger RNA of Histoplasma mississippiense, 2730 nucleotides long. RefSeq lists its product with no specific name. Bases 1 to 2730 code for a protein of 909 amino acids. The record is from RefSeq and is a predicted model, not a curated record. Gene Ontology annotation, biological process: mRNA catabolic process. Gene Ontology annotation, cellular component: P-body; exosome (RNase complex). Gene Ontology annotation, molecular function: RNA binding; 3'-5'-RNA exonuclease activity. Lineage: Eukaryota; Fungi; Ascomycota; Eurotiomycetes; Onygenales; Ajellomycetaceae. The transcript is spliced from 5 exons.
AUGUCUGCCUCUGGGCAUUGCACAAGCCAGCGCUACGGUCAAGUUUCUUCCUACUCUUCGAACGCCCUCCGGGAAUCGUUGCUCAAAACCGAGAUAUCGCAAGCCGAAUUACAAGGCGAUGGUGAUAUAUAUGACUACCUUCGCAAAUGGCAGCAAAGGAACCAGCACUUGAUCAAUGAAAUGGAUCCAAUCCAGGUACCUGGCGAUGGAAACAACAGAACAACCCUUAAAGGUGAUAUGUUGAAGGACGGAGUGGGGAGCCAGGCGGACAAUAUUGAUUUAUUUGACAUGGAUGAAUACCGCCACUCUCUCGAUGAGGAUGCGGGCUCGCGCUUCCUCCAACCUGGAGACUUGGUUGUUCUCAAAUCAGAAUCAAGUUUUUCAGAUGGUCAGCUGGCAAUAUACGUACGGUCAUUGGAAAUGCAGCAUCAGUUUUAUACAAUGAGAGGUAAAUGGCGCUCUACAAGCCUCACCAAAACGGAAUUUAUCGCUAGCAAGGUGGCGACACUAGAUAUGUUGAAAAUACUUUUGCCCUACUUUCCAUCACGAAGAGUCGAAAAGGCCGCUCUGUCCCAGUUAGGAGAAGAGGGCGGUGUUCCACGUCCUAUCGGUGCUCACCUUAUUGAGUUAAUGAUGGGCUUCAGUGCUGAAGCAGAAGAAUUCCAUCGCACUCAUGCAAUCGUUUUGAACGACUUAUACAAUAAACUUGUUGCUGAUGAGCAUAUUCCCAUAAUGACCCUAGAUGAAAUUGCAGAAAAGGCUCUUGGACUUGAUCCUUCCCAAUUGGCAAUCCCACAGAGAUGGGCUGUUCAAAGAGCAAUAGGUCGCCUAUCAUUUUUCAUCACUCCUAAUAAGAUUGGACCAUUCACUGAAUCAUAUACCAUUCGGCCGAAAGAUGAAGCCAAGAAGGUCGCCACAGUCAUUCGCUGGACUCGAGAAUACCAGAAUCGGAUGAAGAAACUCUCCUUAGGGGAAACCAUACUUGACAAUGGUAAACAUCCGAUAGAGAUGUUUAUCCUGAAGGCCCGACGAAUCAUUCACAAAAGCCGGCAGUCUAGAUCGCCAACAAUGGUUUUCUCAGUAGGGCCAAGUGCGAAAAAAACGUUAGCUUCUGUUGAUGAAAACGGAAGUUCUUAUUCCAAAGAUGAAAUCGAAACAUUUUCUGAAACGGACAAAAUUAUUCUUGAUUACUUUCGCAUGUGGAUGCUUCCUCCCUGUCUCAUGACGGCUGGGACUUUGAGCACAUCGGGUUCUACUAUCCUUCGCGCUAUCGGCCUCUACAACGACUUGCGUUUGACGCCGCCAACAGGGUAUUUGUUUUUGCAAGAAAUGGGUGUCCUUACUCCAUGGGAAAAUCUCCAUGUCCUUUACGAACAACUGGCACUUCCUGGCCAUGGAAUUUCCCGAACUGCAGACAUGAUAGAGGAGGAAUCCAACAAAUUUUGCGAAAAUCUUGGACCAGACAACCUUUCAGAUACGAUGGAGGCUCUAAGGAAAGACUGGGGUGAUCUUCCUGUCUUCUGUGUUGAUGAUGUUCACGCGGCAGAAAUCGAUGAUGGGUUUUCCGUCGAGCCUAUUCCCGGUUCUGAUGAUACGUACUGGGUUCAUGUUCAUGUUGCCAACCCGUCUGCGUUUGUCCCUCCCGAUCAUAUAGUUGCUAAAAGAGCCGCCGAAUUCAAGAGAUCGUUUUACUCCCCCGAACGAGUAUAUUCCAUGCUACCUCCAGCUCUCGUCCACAAAUAUUUUAGUUUGGCUCCUGGCCGCCCAACUUUAACUUUCAGUGCGAAGAUUAACAUGCUGGGGGAUAUACUUGAAACCAAUAUAACUAACGGAUAUAUCAAGAAUAUAAUAUACGUCACUCCAAAUAAGGUCCGAAAACUUUUUGGUAUUAAUAGAGAGGAAGCCCCUUCCCUGACUAUAUCAUUCGACGGCAGAUUGCCAGAGCAACCUCCCGAAGAAGCUCAAAAUGAUAUCCGUGACGAGCAUAAAUCAAUUUUCUAUACAUUAGAAAAGCUAAUGGCAGCUCGCCGUGAGAAACGAGUGGAUAAAGGUGCUCUAGAAUUUCUAUCCCGCCGAAAGUCCCAACCAAGAAUAUAUGGUGGAAGGGAUCGAAAUUCAAUGCAUUCUGUCGAUAGAACCAUUGCAUAUCAUUAUACUGGAGAUCCAGCGGUUCAUUUCAACAAUAUAGUAACUGACCCAUUUGAGAUGAUGGAAUCAACAAAGGAGGAUCUUGUCAACCACGUCAUGGUACUGGCUGGCGAGGUUGCUGGCCAAUGGCUCAAGGACCGGCAAGUUCCAGUAGUUUUUGCCGCUCGCUCUGAUUGGCAGAAUUGUCUAAAGACUCAAGCGCAAAACCGUUCCCGUGACUUCUGGAUCUGCCAGGCUCUUUUCCGGUCCUUUUAUUUCAAGGCGGCAAAGCUACCACAGACUUUUCAGUGUAUCAUCCAGGGCGAGAACUUUGAUGCGCCGUACGAAUUUGGUGCUGAUUGGGACGAAUACUACGGUAGACUACAACCAUUCGAUCUACAGUGUGUAGUCACCCAUAGCAAGACAGCUUCACCCAUGCAAAUAGGUGAUUUGGUGGAUGUGGAACUUGUGUCAAUUGAUAUGUAUUCUCUUCGAGUGACUGUUAAGUUUUCUCGUCAUGUCAAACGUCCGGAGAACGCUUUACGAACCGGUCUAAACGGCGGUGCAACAUCGGUACACCAGGAUUUGUAUGCGGGCAAGUAA